CUUCAGUUCUUCUGUGUUUCUCAGAUUAAACAUUUUUAUUGUAUCGUAAAUUGUAAUCGUAAUCUUUAAUUCUCAAUAGAUAUUUUAAUAAUGUCCGAAAACCAACUAUCAGCUGUCGAAACAGAAUUAUACGAUAGACAAAUACGUUUAUGGGGAAUAGAAUCUCAGGAAAAAUUAAGAGCAGCAAAUGUUUUGCUUAUUAAUAUCCGAGCUUUGGGCUCAGAAAUUGCCAAAAAUAUACUUUUAUCUGGAAUUAAUUCAUUAACUAUAUUGGACGAUGGAAUUGUUACUGAAGAAGAACAAGAAAAAAACUUUCUACUCAGUAAGGACAGUAAAGGGAAAAAGAUUGCAGAAGAAGUUUUACUGAAAGCACAAGCUCUUAAUCCUUUGGUUAAAAUAAAAGCUGACACUGAUUCUCCAGCUUCUAAGGAUCCCAGCUAUUUUAAAGAGUUCACCAUUAUUGUUGCUACCUGCAUUAAAACGGAUUUGCUGUUGAAAAUUGACAAAGUGUGCAGAGCCAAUAAUGUCAAAUUCAUUUUUGGAGAUGUAUUUGGAACUUUUGCAUAUUCUGUUUCUGAUUUUCAAGAUCAUGAAUAUCACGAAGAUCAAGUUCAGUUAGCUGGGAAGAAAAGGACGCAUGAAGGAGCAGAAAAAACCACUGUAAAAGUUCAAGGUGUUGUGAAUUAUCCAGAACUUAAGAAAGUCCUAAUAUUACCCAAUACAAAACAGAAUGCAGAUUGUAUUAAAAAAUCUAAACGGCGAAACGAGUUGUUCUUCAUUAUGUUGUCUUUGAUUGAAUUCAGAAACAAGAAGAGUCGAAAUCCUUCGCUCGAAUCAAAGGAAAACGAUAUUAAAACUCUACAAGACAUCAAAAAGGACAUUUUCCAGUUGUAUCAAGUGGAUGAAACAAAAUCAAAACUCGAUGCGGAUAUUUUUGAAAUCGUUUUUGGUGAAGCGAUACCAGUUUGUGCAGUGUUGGGAGGCGUUAUCGCGCAAGAAGUUAUCAAAGCUGUAUCAGGAAAAGAAGUUCCGAUAAAUAACGUAUUUUUAUUUGAUCCUAUUACCUAUGAUGGGAAGGAAGAAACUGUUGGCGUCUAAAAUGUUCAAUGCUUAGAAUUUUAAGUUGUAUUUUUGUAUUGCUAUUUCUUAAUUUUGUGAUUUAAUAUUUCUAUUUAAAAAAAAACCUGAAAUAAAAAGAAAUCAGAUGAA
This is a messenger RNA of Psylliodes chrysocephalus, 1209 nucleotides long. The record is from the annotation of a GenBank genome assembly. NCBI's taxonomy places the organism in Eukaryota, Metazoa, Arthropoda, Insecta, Coleoptera, Chrysomelidae.